AUGAAUCCUCCUAUACUCUAUUUGUCUAAGGUUGAUGAAGACCCUCAAGAAUUUAUUGAUGAGUUUUACAAGAUACUAUGUGAUAUGGGGUUGUCUACAAAUUAUAAUGCCGAGUUGGUCUCAUACAAACUCAAGGAUGUGGCUCAAAUUUGGCAUAUGAAAUGGAGAGAUAAUCGGCCUCUUCGAGGUGAGCUGGUGUCUUGGGAGAUCGUCAAGAGGGCUUUCCUUGAUCGGUUUUUCCCAAGAGAGAUGAGAGAAGCUAAGGUUGUGGAAUUCAUCAACCUCCGCCUAGGAGGUAUGAGUGUUCAUGAUUAUUCUUUGAAGUUCAUUCAAUUGGCUAAAUAUGCUCCUUCCUUGGUCUCUGAUCCUAGAGAUGAGAUGAGUCGCUUUAUGACGGGUGUAUCAGAUGACUUGCAAGAAGAAUGUCAUUCAUCUAUGCUUCAUGAUAAUAUGAAUAUUGCCCAUCUUAUGGUGCAUGCUAGAAGGUUUGAGGAGGCUAGAGCAAAAAGGAAGGAUAUUGAUUCAAAAAGGGCAAGGUCUUUUGAUGGUGGAGCUACAAAAGAUAGUCUUGGGAUUCAAGACAAGCCUAAAUUCAAUAAGAGGUUCUCAAAUCAAGCUCCAUCUAAAUUUCCAAAGGCUAGAGAUGGUAGGGUGUCUAACCCUAAGUUUCAUAAGGGUGUAAGUGCAAGUUCACCAACUUGA
Molecule: messenger RNA, 702 nt
Organism: Solanum pennellii
Lineage: Eukaryota; Viridiplantae; Streptophyta; Magnoliopsida; Solanales; Solanaceae
Exons: 1
Coding region: 1-702 (233 amino acids)
Source: RefSeq, a predicted model, not a curated record